AUGACUAGGAUGAAACUCUUCAGUGCUUCCUGGUUAUUUCUAUCCGUUCUGGAACCAUAUCUAGUUAAUGGCGCUAUAAUUGGUAGUAGCUUAAAAAACGAAAAGAGGACUCCUAUUGACUAUGAUCUUUACUUAAGAGAUCUAAGCCAUGAUGAAGUCCCCCCUCUUCAUCAUCUACUAGCCAUCAGAGAUGAGCCUGCUCAUGUGCCAAUACCAAAUACGCGGGUUACACCUGGUAUGCUCCUUGAUCAUAUAUUGGAUACAAACCCGACUCUCAAACCGGUCAAAAGUGAGCGGAUGGGCAAGUUUCAAUUUGAUCGAUAUACGUUCAACCAUUCCGUCUGGAACGGUGGACUGGCAGAAAUGCUCUCUCAUGCGCCUGUGAGAACAGUGGUCAAACUAUCGGAUCUAAAGAAUUCAAAUGCGACUGCGGAAGGGGAAACCCAAGUCACGAAGCGACUUUCGGGGAAUAUUCCAAGAAAGAGGGCGGUUAUGUCUGAAUUCAAUGAUAUAAAGUCGUUUUUUGAUACAACUGACGGGACCGCGUUUCCGCCCCCUCCUGGGGAUCCGGAUUCAACCAAAGUAGGUGGAGUUACAUUCGUAAAACUCAAGCCGACUUACAUGGCCAGAUGCUUCACUGAUAAGGGCAAGUAUGUAUAUGCAAAACUAUCAGAUCUUAGAGAAAUAUCGGACUUCUACUGUACUAUGUUCGACGCAAACAUGUACAAAAUGGCGAGGGGUAUCUCAAUUGACGACCUUGGAGAGUUCUCGUUGGGGACGAUCUACAAGGCUGUUAAAUUGGAAGGAAGCCGAACCAUGCGGGUCAACUUCCAGUUUAUCUAUCAGCCGAAGGGGUUCGAGAACAGUAAGUAUUGGUAUCCGAUGUCCCUGUUCACUGGCAUUCAAGGCGUUUGCCACAGGGUCAUGAGGAAUUUCCUGUCGGUCCCUACCGCGAUGUCAGGUUGCGUAGGUGGCGCUGGCGAUGAUACUCGGGGCGGCUGGAUGGGGAUGGAUAUAGGAAGCUGGUCAGACAAUAGGAUGGUUUUCCGCUGGGCUAUCGAUCCGUACGUUCGUUACAGCAAGGAACAUAAUUACCCGGAUCCUAUGCCUGCAGAAGAGGUUAAUAAUGGUCUUUCUCGUACGGAUCCCAAAGAAAUCUACCAGCCCGAGUAG
Orbilia oligospora ATCC 24927 is the source of this 1173-nucleotide messenger RNA. RefSeq lists its product as uncharacterized. The coding region runs from base 1 to 1173 and encodes 390 amino acids. NCBI's taxonomy places the organism in Eukaryota, Fungi, Ascomycota, Orbiliomycetes, Orbiliales, Orbiliaceae. The record is from RefSeq and is a predicted model, not a curated record. The transcript is spliced from 2 exons.